Messenger RNA from Phytophthora infestans T30-4, 1432 nucleotides. Its product is annotated as DNA primase, putative. The coding region runs from base 26 to 1432 and encodes 468 amino acids. The transcript is spliced from 4 exons. The record is from RefSeq and is a predicted model, not a curated record. Gene Ontology annotation, cellular component: alpha DNA polymerase:primase complex. Gene Ontology annotation, biological process: DNA replication, synthesis of primer. NCBI's taxonomy places the organism in Eukaryota, Oomycota, Peronosporomycetes, Peronosporales, Peronosporaceae.
CACGGGUACGUAGAGUAAGAGCGCGAUGCAGAACGUGGGUAAUAGUCGGCGGCGCGAGCAGCUGCCUCGCCAUGGAUUGUCAAUGCUGUCGCUGUACAACGAGGCACCGUUGGUGGAGGUGUCUCUGGAACAGUUUGAGGAGUUCGCCAUCGAUCGACUGCAUGUACUGAAGGCGGUGGAGAACUAUCGCCUGCGCAGUGUGCAGAUGAAAGACCGUGAGGGACGUCUGGAGAAGACGCUUAACAAGCAUAUGCCGCUGCGCUCGGCUGCCCCUAGACGCACGGGUCAAGCAGAUGACGACACGGCCAAGGAUGUGCUGUCACAUUUCUUCCUGCGCAUGGCCUUUUGCCAAACUGAGGAGCUGCGUCGGUGGUUCCUCACACAAGAGAGCACACUCUUCCGUUAUCGCCUGGAUAAACUGACGCGGGAGGAGAAGAUCCAGUUUAUGAAGCAGAACGGACUGUCGUACGAAGAGGCAACGAUGAAGGAGAUUGAAGCGAGGCAGAGCAAGUUGAAGGCUGUGAGGGACUCCAAUGACUUCAAGGUGCGCGGCCAACCACUGCCUGCAUACUUCAAGGUUCCCUUCACAGAAGCUCUGGACCUGGUUGCUACUCGACGAGUGUACAUUGAGGCUGGUACAGCUUUUGUGCCGUUUGAGCACGUCGUGUCCAUCCUGUUUGCUGCCUUCCGUGCCAAUCUGUCGAAGGAACUAUCGGGAGCUUUCCGCAAGUACAAUCGCUCGUUGGUCAGCAAGGACGAGCGCCUUGCGCCUGUAUUAUCGAACCUUGCUAAGCACCACAUCGACGCCGACUACUCUUCCACACCUGUGCCUGGAUCGGAGAAUGCGAUCAGACCAGAUAUGAUCGAUGGUCUUGCUGCCACCUCCAUGCCACUUUGCAUGCGCUCACUGCACAAGGGACUGAAGCUUAACCACCAUCUCAAGUUCGCAGGACGUCAGCAAUAUGGCCUGUUCCUCAAGGGUAUUGGACUUCAGCUGGAUGAUGCUAUCGCGUACUGGAAGCAGGAGUUCUGCAAGAAGAUGUCGGUCGAUGAUUUCAACAAGAAAUACGCCUACAACAUUCGUCACAACUACGGUAAAGAAGGUAAACGCAAGGACUACGCGCCUUCCAACUGCAUGCGCAUCAUUACUGGCGAUCCGCCCAAGAACGGCGAGUAUCACGGUUGUCCGUUCCGUCAUUUUGAGCAAGAACACCUGCGUAAGGCGCUGCAAGGCGUGUCAGAAGGAGACAAACAGGAGAUCUUGUCUCUCGCAGAGAACCACCACUACCAGAUCGCCUGCAAAAAAUACUUCGAAGCUACUCACCCUGGUAGCGACCCUGACGUCCUUAUCAACCACCCCAACGGAUACUAUGAAGAGAGCCGCAAAUACUAUGCCACAAAAGAGAAGGGAGUCACUGUUACCGCUACUUAG